Aphanomyces astaci is the source of this 2486-nucleotide messenger RNA. RefSeq lists its product as hypothetical. The transcript is spliced from 16 exons. Bases 1 to 2382 code for a protein of 793 amino acids. Gene Ontology annotation, biological process: mannan biosynthetic process. Lineage: Eukaryota; Oomycota; Saprolegniomycetes; Saprolegniales; Verrucalvaceae. Gene Ontology annotation, cellular component: Golgi apparatus. Gene Ontology annotation, molecular function: alpha-1,2-mannosyltransferase activity. The record is from RefSeq and is a predicted model, not a curated record.
AUGAAAGUGCCACUGGUGCCGGCGUUAGGCGUGGCCGUGGUGACGCUCUUGGCGGUGUCCCUGGCACUAGCGUGGCGCCUCCAUCGUCUCACGCAGCUUCUCGUCGACCACCCUCGUGCAGUCGCUCAUGCGGUCGUGCCCCCUUCGACGCCCGCCACCACCCCUGGCUUUGCCUUGCCAGAAUGGCGCCAAACGUUCAAACGGGCAGAGUACACAUGUGUGGGGUGGCGCGACACUAGCAGUUGUGCUCUUGAUGCCCCCCCAGUGGACGAGUUGCCAUCCCACGAUUGUUUCGCCACUAUUUCCCCAGGAAGCCCAGGGUAUUGUGAAAUCCAACACAAACAAACUGGGGCCAUUCGAAGACUGUACACACAGUGCGACGGCAUUCGAGUGCCAUUUCGGUGCAUCCAAGCUGGGGACAUUUGGGAGUAUGCGGUGGACACAACGACGUACGUGUACUCCCACACCCCGUCCGUCCAGGCGCAAAACCUUCGCGGGUGGAACACAAUGCGAGGCAUCGUCAUGAGCUUAUACCCCCAAGCGCUAGCCAGUGGGUAUGCCGCCAUCCGACAGCUCCGAGCAGUGGGAUGCCUCCUUCCGAUUGAAAUUUGGAUCGUGCAAGAAGAAGUCGUGGCGAGCGACCCGGUGCUGCGCGCCCUAACCACAAACUUCAAUUGCAUGGUCCGAUAUGUCGAAGACCCGCUUGCGCGCAGAUUCUUUGUCAAGCCUUAUGCGAUUUACCACAGUGUAUUCGACCAGGUUUUGUUUCUCGAUGCAGACAACUUUGCCGUCCGCGACCCGACCUACUUGUUUUCCCUGCCGGAAUUUACUACCACAGGCGCCAUGUUUUGGCCAGACUACUGGCAGCCAAAUAACACACUCUUUGGGGUGCACGAGCGCAGUUUGCUAUGGGAAGUCCUCGGCGUACCCUUUAUCGAUAUGUUUGAACAGGAAUCGGGCCAACUCUUGAUCGACCGUCAGAAAAGUGCGACUCCGUUACGUGUCCUCAUGCGGAUGGCGUUUCGGCUGCCUCGAGUGAUCCACGACAUGGAUUUAAUAUGGGGGGACAAGGACCUAUUUCGACUUGCUUGGAUGCAAGCCCAUCGUCCGUUUCACAUGAUUCAAAAACCACCUGGCUCCGCUGGACUCAAGCACCACCAAUUCGACCUAUUUUGUGGCCAUAGCAUGGUCCAGCACGACCCCGACGGCCACAUUCUGUUUUUGCACCGCAAUACGUUUAAGUUGACGGGAGCUGUUCAAGCCCCCCUGCUCUGGGGGCAUAUUCAAGACUUUAACGGAGGUGUGGCGACCGUCGACUAUGUCGUUCGAUUUGCGCACGGUGGUGAAGCGUUCCAGAACUUUAGGUGUUUUGGGAAUGACACCAACUACAGCCCAGCGUUUGACGUGCGGUCGUUCUCGGAGUUUCCGUUUGCUUCGAUUGAAACGUCGUUGAAUGCCGUGUUACUUGUGGUAUUGGACGUUCGAUUUGUGGACAUCUUGCAGGUAUCGUUCAAGUGCCCUUCUCCCCCGCUCAACCACACGCACCCAGUACUACCAUCCACACCUUCAUUCCUUACUGUCAACUCCACUAUUGCUGGCGACGUGGUCUUGGCUGCUAUUGUGGCUCCUCCUUCUACGACGACGACGACAGCUUCGACCCCGCCACCCCUCGCAACUCCCCGAGUGGCGUACAUGCUCUACGCCACGGACGCCCGCACCGUAUGCAACGCCGUCAUAAUGUACACUUUGUACCUCCAAGAGGCAGGGGCCGUGGUCGUCCCCGUGGAGCCGUGGCAGCAGCCGCUGGUUCACAUCUCGGACGAAUACGCCAUGUCGCUGACCAAACUGCGCAUCUUUGAACAGCGGGGAUACGACAAAGUCGUCUACCUUGAUUCGGACGCGGUCAUUCAGCGCAACUUGGACCAUUUGUUUCAUCUGGGGGACGCCAUCUUGUGGGCCCCGCACGCGUAUUAUAUUGGCGAGCAGUAUGCAUUUGGCACGACGCUCCUCGUCGUCACGCCCUCCGACGCCGCGUUUGCCAAGUUGCAGCAUGCGCUAGAGACCCCCCCCCGACCAAACUACUACGACAUGGACGUGCUCAACGACCUGUGGCGACUCAGUUGCGGGUACCUCCCCAGCCACUACGUUGUGCUCACGCCAUCGCUGAACGAAGACCUCGUGUGGGCGUUCAAAGACAAACAAGAACGCAUCAACAAAACGUACGUGCAUCAUUACUCGAGGGGAAGCGACCUCGCCAAGCCGUGGCAUGUAUCAAAGUCGAUGCUAGAGACGCGAAACCCAGCCUUCCAUCCGCUUUUUUACGACCUGUUUUACCUCUAUUGGGUCCACGAAGACAAGUAUUGCAAGUGGAUUCAGUCGUAGUAGUUAGUAGUUGUGGUUAUGUUCAGGCUUCGUUGGCAGAAUCAAAACCAAGAUCUCAGUUGGAUGGUUCACUGAGUAAAUGUAGUCUAGUUUCCAAUACGCUG